Messenger RNA from Bombyx mandarina (wild silkworm), 1808 nucleotides. Its product is annotated as GTP-binding protein Rhes. The record is from RefSeq and is a predicted model, not a curated record. NCBI's taxonomy places the organism in Eukaryota, Metazoa, Arthropoda, Insecta, Lepidoptera, Bombycidae. Gene Ontology annotation, molecular function: GTPase activity; G-protein beta-subunit binding; GTP binding. Gene Ontology annotation, biological process: signal transduction.
CCUGAGAUAUGACAAAAAAGGGAAAACGAACAGCUUAGAUAAACGAUGAACAGUUUCGUAUUGAGAUAAAGGAAAUGUCGAACGGGGCUGAGCGUGGCAGUUUGGCGCUGCAGUCUUCGCCUGUGAAGUCUACGUCGCCCGUCAGAGCUUCCCCGAGUCCGGUCAGGGCUCCGCCGUCGCCGUUGAAGUCGUCGUUGUCGAGCGGACGGCAGAGGUCGCCGAGGAAAUGUCAGUUUGCCGCGCCGUCUGAAGAUGCUCGUGAUAAGUGUGGGGCGUCGUGGUUGUGCCGACGCGGGGCUGGAGUGGAGGAGUCGGAACCUGAGCGGUCUCCGGGGCCGAGUGUACCUCUGCCCCAAGCCUGCGAGGAAAGCGCGCCUCCACCAAAGAACUGCUUCAGACUUGUCAUGUUGGGGUCAGCACGUGUGGGCAAGACCUCAUUAGUAGCCCGGUUCCUAGGCACGAAAUUCGAAGACAGCUACACGCCCACCAUAGAAGACUUCCACCGCAAGCUAUACCGGAUCCGCGGAGAGGUCUAUCAAUUGGAUCUGCUCGACACCUCUGGGAACCACCCCUUCCCUGCAAUGAGGAGGCUUUCAUUUCUAACAGGAGAUCUCUUCGUGUUAGUAUUCGCUAUGGACAGCCGCGAGUCCUUCGAGGAGGUCAUUCGACUUCGGGAACAGAUCUUGGAGACAAAGGCAAGCGCUAGCAGCAGUAAUCGCGGGCGUCGACAAGUGCCCAGGGUCCCAAUGGCCAUUGCCGGGAACAAGUGCGAUAAGGAACUUAAGACGGUGCAAGCUGAAGAAGCUCAUGCCUAUUGCACAACACAAGAUUCAGCCUGUGUCUUCGUCGAAACAUCGGCCAAGAAAAAUUCUCACGUCGACGAUCUCUUCUACGAACUAUUUGUUGUGGCAAACUUACCUCUAGAAAUGGCUCCAAACCAUCACAAACGCGUCAGCACGGCCUUCGGGAGCCCGUGCACUCUCCCUCCUACCAGCAGUCAGAGUAAUCGAAGCAAAAAAUGUACAUUAUCGAUAAAAAGGAGAUUGUCUGAUGCUUGCGGGGUCGUUGCUCCGAACGUGAGGCGGCCUAGUAUUCGGACAGAUCUGAUGAUAAUGAGAACGAAGACUUGUGCCAAAGGUGACGGAGACAGCUCUAGCGGCAGUCCCAAGCUCACUCUCAACAGACUGGUGCGACCGACCGGACAAAAUGAGAAGCGAUCAUGCGUUAUACAGUGACAUUCGUGGCUUUUUGAAUGGAUUCAUAAGUCGGUGCUAUGCCAAAUAUUAGUCCGUUUAGAGAGUAACAAAGUACCCCGUUUAGAAUUAAUCGUGUAAAUAAAUUAAUAAGAAUGGUACAAUUUACAUAAUCGCCCCGUAAUUAAUUAAAUAAGCGUUUAAUUAAAUAUUGAAACUCAAUUUGUGAAGGCUGUUGUUUCGUUGAGAACUCCGCAAAAUGAGUUAAUGAGCUCGAAUUGGGUGCCGAAUUUUAAGGAGUGUAAGAGGCAUUGCAGCAAUACAAACACAAACCGAGUGUUUGACUGUUUUUGAAGACUGCCAGUAGGAAAUUUUCAUAGCAGAGAAUUUUCUUUCCGCUAUUAUUAUUCGAGCAAACAAAAAAUUAGUUUCGCCGAUUCGAAGUUUUCCGUUGAAACUCUUGGGUUUAUUUUACGUAAAAUAUACUAAAACAAUAUUGAGGAAUUUACGUAGCUUCGUUUUUCGAUUAUUUUAGAACAAUGUUGCUACGUACUCCGGCUUGAUGAAUGAGGUUUCAGACUGAACCAAUCUAUACUAAUAUUAUAAAGCUGAAGA